AUGUCUGUGAUCCAGCCUCUCCCCAGAACCACUGCUUUAGAGUUCAGAAGUGGCGUUGUGGUGACAGGUCUCACUCUCUCUCUCUUCGUCCUCUGCGGCUCUGAGCAGACUGACGUCCUCUCGCACCAUCUGCAGAGGAGCCUGCGGUACCUAGAACGUCAGAUCAGCCCAGAGGUCGUCAAGAGCCUGGCCAGCGACACGGGGGACCCCGAUAUCGAUGCCCAGCUGAGCCGGUUGUGUGAACAGGACAAAGUGGUGAAGACUCAGGAGGAGAAGCUUCAGCAGCUGCACAGAGAGAAGCACACGCUGGAGACCGCGCUCCUGUCGGCCUGUCAGGAGCUGAGCCAGGGGCGGAGUCAGGGGCGGAGUCAGGAGCUUAGCGAGACCCUCCCCUCGCAGAGCGCACAGAGCCUUCUGCAGCAGAGGGACGUCCUGCAGGGGGGGCUACUGAGCACCUGCAGAGAGCUCAACAGAGUAACAGCGGAGCUGCAACUCUCUAAACAGGAGUUCCUGCGACUGGAGCGGGACGUGGACCAGGCCAAGUCCAGGCUCCUGCAGCAGCUGGAGGCCCUGGGGAGUCCACAGACGGAGCCUCCCAGUCAGAGACACAUCCAGAUCCAGAAGGAGCUGUGGAGGAUCCAGGACGUGAUGGAGGCUCUGGCCAAGAACAAGCCCCACAGUGACGACGGGCCGCCGUUCCCCAGCUCCAAGCCCCUCUCCAGCAUUUCCAAAAACGAGGGACCGGACUACAGACUGUACAAGAGCGAGCCUGAGCUGACCACGGUUAAGGAGGAGGAGUCUGACGAGCCGCACCAAGAGGACCGCGGGGCCCCAGAGCGCGGGGCCCCUGAUCGCGGGGCCCCAGAGCGCAAAGAAGUCCCCGUCAGUAAAGUCGGCCCCUGUCCCGUGGGCAUCGUCCCCCCCAGAACCAAGAGCAGCCUCAGUGAGACCAGCUCCAUCCCGUCAUACGUCACUCUGAGGAAGGGCAAGAAGCCGGAGCCCAGAGCGGAGCGGCCCCACAGUGCUCUGGAGCAGGCGGGGGGCCGCACACGCAUGAGCGUGGAGGAGCAGCUGGAGAGGAUCCGGAGGAACCAGGAGGCGUGCACUCUGAGGAGGACCAGGCUGUCGCGCUCCUCCUCCUUCACCCGCGAGCAGAGCCCCUCAGCGGGCCCCUCAGCGGGCCCCCAGCAGGUGGGAUCACAGUGUGCUGACCCCUGUGGGCUGGAGGCGGCACUGCAGCGUAUGAAGGACAUGAGUGCGUCUCUGUCUGACGGAGGGGCCUCAGCGCAGAAGGUGGAAGACCGGGACUGCUCCAGGACUCGAGUCGAGGACCGGGACUGCUCCAGGACUCAGGUCGAGGACCGGGACUGCUCCAGGACUGAGGCUGAGAAACUCAGAGACAGCGAGGAGACAGAGGAGUGCGAACGGCAGACGGCGGUGAUCUUGGACCUGCCUCAGACCCAGAAAGUGGUGGACCUGCCUCAGACCCAGAAGGUGGUGGACCUGCCUCAGACCCUGGACCUGCCUCAGACCCAGAAGGUGGUGGACCUGCCUCAGACCCUGGGCCUACCUCAGACCCUGGACCUGCCUCAGACCCUGGACCUGCCUCAGACCCUGGACCUGCCUCAGACCCUGGACCUGCCUCAGACCCUGGACCUGCCUCAGGCCCUGAAGGUGGUGGAGCUGCAGCCGUUUGAAGACCUCAGCUCGGCCACCUCUCCUUCAGACCACAGUUUGCAGACGCCGGAGCCAGACUGGAGUCCAGAGGUGAAGGCCGAAGACCUGCACCUCAACAACAACCACAUGCCUGCACAGACCCUGGCCUUGCUGAGUGGCGACACAUGA
This is a messenger RNA of Knipowitschia caucasica, 1845 nucleotides long. Lineage: Eukaryota; Metazoa; Chordata; Actinopteri; Gobiiformes; Gobiidae. The record is from the annotation of a GenBank genome assembly.